AUGAGUGUGGAAGAUGUGGAAGAUGUGGAAUGUGGCAUAACAAACUCAAUUGUGUUUAUCAUGCACUGCACAAAAAUAUCAAAUAAUAUAGUCAAUUACAUUCGAAUGAUGCACAUUGCUGUGUGCACAUGUGUGCUCACCACUUCUAAAUACACGGACGUGCCAACUAAAACAACAACAAUACAAAUAUAA
Molecule: messenger RNA, 192 nt
Organism: Babesia microti strain RI
Lineage: Eukaryota; Apicomplexa; Aconoidasida; Piroplasmida; Babesiidae
Source: RefSeq, a predicted model, not a curated record